AUGGAUGGAGAUGAUGGAUGGAAACGGAGACCCUCAACGCCCUUUCGCAUCAUCAACCUGCGACAGGCCGACAGGUCUGUUACAUGGCGCUGCAGCUCGUCGAUUCGAUCUCACCGUCAGAGACCAUGGCCAGCGGUCUGGAGGCAGCCCGCGUGUUCAACUCCACAACACCCACAUUUCUCACUUGUUGGCUGUCUUGGACAGGUUGGAAGAUCAGCUUGCUGGCCUGAAGAUCAACCGGCUGCGGGGAGCAUUACGCGUUCGACGUGCUAUGGAGAGCCUAGAGGCCAGAGCACGUUGCAAGCGUUCAGCAGGACGGACGCUCUGGGAAAUCCGAGGGGCGGGAGUGCUAGCAGCUGUCCUGAAGUUUGUAUGACUGUGGAGCUGAAAAGGAAAUGCCGUGGCCAGUCGGAUGCAGCGAAAGACGCACCGCCGCAGCUUGAUAUGCGGCUAGCAAAUGCAUUUGGAUGCUGCAAAAAGAAUGCUGGAUGUGCAAUGAUAUCGGUGGGAAAUGGUGAAUGGGCACGCAAUUACGUAGCUGUAGCACAUGGCGAACUUUGGUUUCGAGAACGAGGGCAGGGAGGGGCUGGGGAUACAGUGGUCAAAGUGACGUCGAGAGGGCCUGGGGUACGAAUCGCGUGCUGUUGUGUUGAGGCAUGCAUAUUCAUCCGCACAGAGCUUACACAUGUGCAGACGACAGGUCAACUCAACACCAAAAAACACCUCGGUGAGCCCCAGCCGAAUCCUACAGCCUCAGGAACGCUGGCUUCCGCUCCUGCAGUCUGCGCUGCGCGUGAAAAGCGGAAAGGGCAAAGCCACUCGGCGGCGUCAAUAUAA
Molecule: messenger RNA, 837 nt
Organism: Macroventuria anomochaeta
Lineage: Eukaryota; Fungi; Ascomycota; Dothideomycetes; Pleosporales; Didymellaceae
Exons: 1
Coding region: 1-837 (278 amino acids)
Source: RefSeq, a predicted model, not a curated record